This is a messenger RNA of Pygoscelis adeliae (Adelie penguin), 1287 nucleotides long. RefSeq names its product POU class 2 homeobox 3 (gene POU2F3). Gene Ontology annotation, molecular function: DNA-binding transcription factor activity, RNA polymerase II-specific; RNA polymerase II cis-regulatory region sequence-specific DNA binding. Gene Ontology annotation, cellular component: nucleus. Gene Ontology annotation, biological process: regulation of transcription by RNA polymerase II. Lineage: Eukaryota; Metazoa; Chordata; Aves; Sphenisciformes; Spheniscidae. The transcript is spliced from 13 exons. The record is from RefSeq and is a predicted model, not a curated record. The coding region runs from base 1 to 1287 and encodes 428 amino acids.
AUGGUGAACCUGGAGUCUGUGCACGCAGAGAUCAAGAUGAGCGGUGAUGCGGCAGAUUCCACAGAUACUCGGCAUGAACCCGACCAGGUGGAGCCAGGAAGUGAACAGAAUGGGCUGGACUUUAACAGGCAGAUUAAAACCGAAGACCUCAGUGACUCCUUGCAAUCUACAAUCCCCCCUAGGUCAGGUCACCUUGUGCAGGGAUCAUCCAUGAUGCCCGGAAGCCAAAUCGCAGGGGAUAUGAGCUCUCUUCACACCCUGCAGCAGCUUGUAUUGCUUCCUGGUCAUAUGCAGUCAGUUCCCCAGUUUCUUCUGUCUCAGUCUCAGGCUGGGCAACAAGCUUUGCAGCCAAACAUCCUCUCCUUCCCUCAGCAACAGGGCAGCCUUCUCCUCUCCCAGCCGGGACCCAGCCUGGCAUCACAGGCUGUGGGCCGUUCUGGACUCCCUGGCUCAUCGGUUGAACCCCACCUGGACGUACCCCAGCAUUUACAAGUGGCAAAGCACCUAACUCCAUCAGGAGCAUCUGAGGAACCCAGUGACCUGGAGGAGCUGGAAAAGUUUGCUAAGACUUUCAAACAAAGGCGAAUCAAAUUGGGGUUCACGCAGGGUGACGUUGGACUUGCCAUGGGGAAGCUCUAUGGCAAUGAUUUCAGCCAGACCACCAUUUCCCGCUUCGAGGCUCUCAACCUGAGCUUUAAGAAUAUGUGCAAGCUCAAACCUCUGCUGGAGAAGUGGCUGAGUGACGCAGAAUCUGCUCCUUUGGAUUCUUCCAUGAGCACUUCCAAUUCCUACCCCUCAGUGAAUGAGAUGUUUGGACGGAAAAGAAAGAAGCGAACCAGCAUUGAGACCAACAUUCGCUCCACGCUGGAGAAAAGAUUUCAAGAUAACCCCAAGCCCAGUUCAGAGGAGAUAUCCUUGAUAGCAGAGCAGCUCUCCAUGGAAAAGGAGGUGGUUCGGGUCUGGUUCUGCAACCGGCGCCAGAAGGAAAAACGGAUCAGCUGCCCGAUGCCAUCCCCCAUCAAAUCACCUAUCUACAAUUCCAGACUGGUCUCUACCUCAGGGUCCUUGGGGCCCCUCUCCGUCAAUCCGGUGCAUAGCACCAUGCCUGGGACUGUAACAUCAUCGUGUUCCCCAGGGAACUCCAGCAGGCCCUCGUCCCCUGGCAGUGCACUCCAUGCCAGCAGCCCCGGCACAGCCCAGAGCAACUCCAAAGCUGCAAUGAACUCUGCCGGUUUCAACUCUUCAGGAUCUUGGUACCGAUGGAAUCAACCUACCUACCUCCACUGA